AAACUCUGCAAUUUGCGUGGACGCUACCAUUAGUUGGGAUUCGUACAGGUGUUACAUAUCCAUUGAGCCCCAAUUGCUCUGCCAUGUUCCUAAUAAUUCCACGUGGCCCCCAAUUUACCGUGUGAGUCAAGAUUUACCGGGACGUUCCUUGGGAUCGCAUUUUGGAUCCCCACCUUCAGGGCAACUGCGGUUCUUUUCCCCCAAUUCCGAUCCUUGUUCCCCUCAUCCUUCUCCGCUCACCCUCGUCUACGUCUGCAUACAUUUCGUUCCUCCUCCCCCACAGUCUCUCCUGCAAACUUUCGUCUACAAUCCACAAUGGCCGAUCUUAUCGAAUCCGCAAAGCGCGCAGCCGGUCAGGCUGCUGUGAAGAACCACUACCCUAAGGAUGCCAAGUACGUGGGCAUUGGCAGUGGUUCCACCAUUGUCUACGUUGUUGAGGCUAUUAAGGAGUCCGGUGUCGACACCUCUCAAACCAAAUAUGUGCCUACAGGCUAUCUUUCGAAACAGCUCAUCGUCUCCAAUGGCUUGACAGCCGUUGACUUCGACUCGCUUCCCGAAGGAACCGUUCUGGACAUUGCCUUCGAUGGAGCGGAUGAGGUCGAUGACGACCUCAACCUGAUCAAGGGUGGUGGUGCCUGUUUGUUCCAGGAGAAGAUUGUCGCCCUCCAGGCUAAAGAAUUCGUCUGCGUUGCUGACUCCCGCAAACUUCAAUCUCGUCUCCUUUCGAGCUGGAAGUACAUCCCCAUCGAGGUGGCCCCCAUUGCUGCCAGUCGUGUGCUAGGAGAGCUCAAGGAACUUGGUAGCAUCUCGCCUGCUCUUCGCUUGAACCCUACUGCUCCUGAAGGUGCACCCAAGCCUACCCCUUUGAAGACCGACCAGGCCUUCAACAUCAUUGACGCUCCCUUCAAGUCUCUUCUCACCAAGGCGGACAUUGCAGCCGGGCAAGAUGGCACUGGAAAGGAUGGAGUUUGGGAGGUCGAAGCUCUUUCUCGGGCCAUCAAGCAGAUUCCCGGUGUCUUGGAUGUUGGUAUCUUCUCCGGUGAAACUGGCCCCCAGGCACAGGCCCGUGGAGGUACUGGAGGUCAGAAACCUAUCGCCGCGUACUUCGGCAUGCCUGACGGCUCUGUGUCCGUAAGAAAGGCUUCUGCUUAACCACUUAUUGCCCGAGACGAUCUAGACAUGUAUACAUAAAAGCGGAACUAUAAAUGAUACCAUUUGCUGCUAGCGUGAAUUGGAUUCCUUACUCUGUCUACCUAGGCAAAGUUGAAA
Molecule: messenger RNA, 1269 nt
Organism: Aspergillus pseudotamarii
Lineage: Eukaryota; Fungi; Ascomycota; Eurotiomycetes; Eurotiales; Aspergillaceae
Product: ribose-5-phosphate isomerase RKI1
Exons: 3
Coding region: 316-1152 (278 amino acids)
Biological process (GO): D-ribose metabolic process; pentose-phosphate shunt, non-oxidative branch
Cellular component (GO): intracellular membrane-bounded organelle
Molecular function (GO): ribose-5-phosphate isomerase activity
Source: RefSeq, a predicted model, not a curated record